GUUAUUAUCGCUGCAUGAUUAGUUUGCUCUCCAUGUAAAUGGUCGGCUUCGAAUGGAAGAAAAGACUAACUAUUAGUUAUUUUCAUUCAAAGACCCGUGGUGGAAACGGGAUUUACCUUCCAGCCUCGACUUUCAGUUCAUGGAUCGUGCAAAAAGGCUAAAUCAUGAGUCACAUUUUUCGGGAUAUCGCAGGUAAAGAAUAAUCACCUUAAAACUGAAACACCGACACCGUGAGGGAUACGAUCAUACUUUCAAAUUAUUUUAACAAAUGUGUAUUAUAUUCAUUUUAAUUCAUAACAGUCAGCUGAUUUGACAACAAGAUAUUACGUUGUUUUUAUUUCUGUGGGACGUGAACGAUCAAGCAUCCUCAAUGAUUUCUUUAACUAAAUGAAAGUGGUCGAAUGGGGUUUUACUAUGUUGCUCUUCCAUGUUUCAGAUCAUAAUUUUAAGGUUAACUGGAAACUGCUUUAGCUAAAACAAAAGUGUAAGGGACUAUCAUUGAAAUCAAUCUGAUCAAUCUUGUUGUAAGCUUGGUUUUCGAAUUCCUUUUAAUUUUUCUCUCAAAAUUAGUUUGAAGGGUUUAAAAUGAACACAGUUCUCUUAUAUUAUGAAUUAUGACGAGCGGUAGACUCGUUGUACAGCCAUUGAGAAAUUAAACGACAUCAAAAUAGCAGUCCAUUGUCAGUGUAUUUUCAUUAAUAUAAAUUGAUAUGCAAAUCUAAAUGACGUCCGUAAAAGACAACUGUGGUGACUCAGUGACGUCUUUAAAUUCUGAUUUUACUUUAAUAUAAUGAGAUCGACUAUGAAGAUACCUUGGCAAAUUUAUAUUCUUCAGACUUCCCUGUCAUAUAUAGCCACUCUUGACGUGCUUUAUAGAGUCACAAGAAUACACAGCUGGUAUCGAUGUAAGAGCAAAGAAACUGAAAAGCUAACAGCAAUAAUCUUAUCAUUUUCACGACCAAUUUCCUUGGACUAGAAAGAAAGAGCUAAAAAAGUGGCAUGAAGUCAAAACUUUUUUGCUGCUAGCGCGAUCGGCGAACCUCUCUGCGUUCGACUUAUUUAAAUUUAGGGUUGUGAUAUCGAUCAUGGAAAAUUGAUUUUCCUUUGACCGAAAGACCAUUAUUUUCUUUUUAAUGCAAAUUUAAUUAAUAUCGCUUGGACCUAGAAGCUACGCAAUCAAAUUGGUGACAUAAUUAGUUGCUACAUGGUUCUGUUUUUGUCUAAGAAAAACAUUUGAUUAGUGUUUGUGUCGCUAAAGUUUUUUUUCUGCUUUUAGCAUUGCCAUCUUUCGCGGUCUGAGUAUGUGUUUCGCAUGGGUUACUAAAGAAAAUUAAUAUUUGCUUUGUAAGUUUACGCUGAUGCGGAAAACGUCAUGAAACAGCUGAGGAUAGUUUAGCGGCCGUUUUCAGAUUCACUUUUUAUUUUGUAGCAAUAAUAACAUAGCCACGUAUUCAGACAUAGUUUGAAAGAAUUCAUUGGCUCUGAGAAAUAAGCAUUAAUAAUGACCAUUAAAUUGAAAAUCUAGUGUUACCAUUAAACCGAAGAUGUCAUUGUGGUGUUCGAGUAUUACAAGUGGACUCCAUGGAACUUGAUUCCGGUUGUCUUUCAUAGCACUAACACAACAGUCAAGAGGUGAGGAACUUCGUAAUUAUUAGUUGGUUGAUUCUCGAACCUCCAUCACUCGACGGAGUAAUGUUUCAUAUUUAUAUAUGCAAUCUUUGUGAUUGUUCGUGCAACUACUGCAGACACCUACGUCGACGGAUAUGGAGGAUCAAAAAAGACGUAUAUGUAAGUUUAUUGAAGCUUCGAUCGAGUUUGCUCCAUAAUAUUUUGAAACAUCGUUAAAAAAUAACUGCCUCUGAAUUUCCUGACCUAGGAAAAAAAUAAUCGGUCAUGAUUUUUCAGCUUUUUGUAAAUACAAGAAACCAGAACGCAGGCUGAACAAUCGUAUUCGAAAAAAUAUGCUAAAGCGAAUAAAUAAAACCUCUGUCUGUAUGUACGUCUGCAAAGGUAGGUAACGGUCAAUGUAUUUGGGUUCCAUUGAAAGUCAACCCCAAAAAAGUACUACGUUUUCUUUCCGUGUUUUCCUUCUACCCCAAAAGGAACGACAGUCACACCCGUACACUUGCUAAACUCACGAUAACCUUAAGAACCUUAUAAGCCAUGAGUAUAUUUACAACUCAUACAAAGAUGAAUCAAAUUUGUUCGGUCGAUUAUUCUUUUUUGCGCAAGCAGCAGUAGAUUAUCCAUGCACUUGAUGUCUACAUUCACAUCAUUUGGAAAUUUAUAGGUUUAACUGGCCCUAAAAAUGGCAGAAAUCAGUUUCGUAUUCAGCUUGCGUUAUUAGGAAUGUGACAAAAAAAUAGAAAUCACCGCAAUAAAUGUUCCGUCCGUAGUAAUUGUCAUUUAAAGCUACUUUAACACCCCAAACAAAGCGAAGUUUAUUAAAAGAAAUUCUGUUUUCUUUGUACACUUAGCAUAAAAAAAUUUAACAAUCGACGAAAUACGUACGCUUUUUACAAAAUAAAAGCAGCUUUUUUCCUCGAACUUAGGAGCCGAACCAUUGACAAAUGGUGGUUUUCGAUUUGUUUUUUUAUGUGAUAAAUUUUCUAACAUUGAGCUUAGUUUCCUUACUGUUACUGUUGUCAUUAUUGACAAGAAGGUUUUUUCCGUCCGUUAACUCAUAUUCGGAUGGGAUGUUUAUCUCAUUUGCAUAUUUUGAAGAUUUAAGGGAGCAUCAACAACAAUUCUGUUGUUCUUUUGCCCGCGUUACAAAGGCUGCCAGUGCGUUGUCAUGACAACACAGGCAGCGCGCACAAUACAGACUCGAUCGUAUAAACUGAAUGAAUUUUGAGAUGCUGUAAAAAAUUAGUCGCAUUCUGUUUUCUACUCAGUUUUGCUUUGAAAACCAUCUCGGUGAUACGUGACUCUUACAUCGUCAAAAAACUUUAAAUGGUGCUUGCCCGUUUGCAAAUUUCACACAUUAAAGUCAUUAAUUGAAAUUGAGAGCCAAUCAUGUCACUUCGAGGAAAGCGGUUUAAGAAGUUGGAAAGCAUCAAUUUAGGGCAUCGAUUCAGCGUUGCUGUAAGACGAGAGGAUCUUCUCGAUUUCACAUAAAAACUUUUACAAGCGUUGUUUUUUUAGGCGAGUGCCUUUCAUUGAAGUCUUUGUUGCCCAGAGACACGUGCACCGGUUGUUGUAUUUAUGUGAACUUGAAACCACCUGCAGCAUCUUAUUGGUUUCCUUUCAGAGAAAAUGUUUUACGAUUGGUCGGUUUUCCGCAACAGCUGUCAAGAUGAGCUGCACAAAUGAACAUUAUUCUCUCCAACCAACAUCAAAUGCUCGUUGUGACAAAACUUCUCUCAUUUGUUUACAAUGGCAGCAGCGAAGGUGCAAUCUCUUCCAGUAAUCUCAAUCGGAAGGUAAUUUUUGUUUUUUGGCCUUUUCAAGGCCUUUUCAGAUGUUGGGAAAUGGGAACCGGCGCUAGCAGCGGAGGAUCACAGGCAGGAUCGAAUCCAAAUGUCAAGGAAAGCCUUUCAUCGAACGAAUCGGAGAAUAAAUCGUCAAGAAAAACUUCCACUGUUUCGAAGAAACGCUCAAACGGCUUCAUUACAUUGAGCUAUGAGCCUACUCAUACUCCGCUCGCUCGGAAGCGAGGGUACAUCAAAGAGGGAUUUCCAGUUCACGGUCUUAUUCAAGACAAAUAUUUCCUGAUAAAAGAUCACUUUGACGGAAUAGACAAACUAAAGACCUUGGACAAGUAUGGGGCGCCGAAUUUUCGCAAGAGUCAAGGACCCUAUCCCGUGUAUGGAAUGGGUCAGCCUUCCAGGGACGGUUUAGCUCAUGUUAUUCAAACCUUAGUCGAAAGUGGGCAUAAAGUAAGUAUAAGCCAUUAAUUUUAUGAUAGCUACAAACGCAUCUGCAGAUCUUUAUCGACUUUCAGGGCAUCCGAAGCGUUUAAGAAACCUUUUUGUGCACUGCGAUUGUUUUCAGCUCUUCUCAGUAAUCUAGCUGUAAAAAGCACUGCGGGUUGAUUUAGAUCUCCUAUUUGAUUUUCCAUCCCUCAAUGGAGAAUUAAAUACCUUUAUUUUCUGAAAAAAAAAGCGGUCGUCAUCUAAUCGAAAAUUUACAUGACGAAAUUAAUUUUUUUGAGGGCUCACAGACCAAGUGAAUUUACGCAGAUAUCGGUUUCCGCCGUUUCUUAGAGAUAACUAGUAGUUAGUCACGUCACAGCCGGAUUCCGUUUCGCUGUACAACACACAGUAAACAAAAUAUAAGAUGGAUUCUUAGGAAAAAAAGAAAAGCCCUUCAUUUAGGGUUGAAUUUACAAUUACAGUUUUCGUAGGGUUCAGCGUAAUAAAACCUUCAAAGGAUUCUCAGCGGGAAGUGUAUUUUUCUCAGUCUUUUUCGCCAAAAUGAUAACAAGGAACUACUUGUAUUUUGUCUAAAGCAUUUUAUUCGCUGCGUUACAGAAACAAAAUUAAGUUUUCUUGUGCAAUCGUCGUUAUAAAUUGUAAAUAUUUUUUGUCUAAUCAAACCCUAAAAAUUUAAUUCUUCUAGUUAAAUAAAUAAACUCUGAAAAAUCUUCAAGAGAAGUCUGAUAACAAAUUAGAAAUAUUUAUCUGUAAGGUAUACUUGGCAAUCGCUAAAAUAUUAAAAUUCUGGCGGGAAUACUGUUUAUUGAUGACAGUUCACAUAGCAACGUCAAAAUUUCAUAACUUGAAGAAGAAUUUAAAGGUGGCGCCUCUCUUAUAAAAUCAGCUACAGUAGAAGCAAUUAAUGUGGAUUGUUUUAGCACCUUAGCGUUUUCUGGGAUUUCAUUGUGAACUGACUGAUAAAGAGCAGAUAGAAAAUAAUAAUAAUGAUAAAAAAGAGGAAACAAGUUUUCGAUCGAGGUUACACAGCAUGAUUUAAAUAAACAACAACGGUUUUCCCCACACUGAAGAAGGAUAAUACACCCGAAUCGUUUGUCGAUCAAUGUUAAAAGGAAAAACCGUCAGGGAUGCUUGAGUCUUGUAGUUAGAUAACUGAUGAAGUGAUAUUCGGUAAAGAAAUAUAAAAAGUGUCAAAUCUAACAAACACAAACGUUUCAGGUGUAUGCUAUAAGAAAAUUAAAAAGAUUAGUAUUCGAACCUCUUGUUGUCAUAAGCGCUGAAGCAUUAACCGGACUCCAAGAGGGCACUUUUGGCCUGGCUGUAAAAACUUUCUGUACUACAUAUGCAUAUCUACAAAGCCAGAAAUGAUAAUGUCACGCAAAAGGCAAUGUUCAAAUCAGACACCAAAUGAAUUUUAUGUUAUUAAAAACGUACACAUCCUACUCUCUUAAAUACUGUAUUUUUUUGCUGUUAGUUAUGUCUGUAUUUUCUUUAAAAAUUUAUGCUUGCCAAUAGAUCCCGAAUAGAUUCCGUUAAGAUAACUAUUUCCCGAAAGUCAGAGACAGUCAAAGGAAUUAGAGGAAGAGCUUCAACGUUUAUCACCCAACAAUGAGGGCAACUAACGCUGGGAUACAUAAAGAACGAGAAAUUUAGUUUUGUAGUUUGUUGGCAGUUACAGAAGUUUUCUGCCGGCCGUUAAUAGGGACCUUACGAUCCGACAACGGCGACGUCCAUUAAAACAUCGCUGAAUAGACUUCGCAUCCUUUUAAACUUUUUCGCGAUUAUCCCAAUUCGUCCUGUUACUUAAAAGAAGGGAAUUUUGGUUGGAGCUGAAGAGAGGGGACCGCGCCCGAGUUCAGACAGAGAUGGUAGAAUUUAUCGCCUUGCAGUUCCCGUUCUCAAGUAAACUUAAAAUUUGGUCAUUUCACGUCGUAGUUGUGUAGAGAAAGCGAAGGAAAAAAGCGUGAUGCAGGUGUAGAGUUGUUGUUUUGCUCAUUAAACCUAUUGCUUUUUUGACGUUCUCCUUGCCGUCGCCGUCGUAGUUUCGUAAGAUCGCUAAUGCCCAGCGCGCCCGCGUGAGCUUUCAUGGCACUACUGAAUCUUGUCAAAGUGAAAACUUUAUUUCUUUUCGUAAGAUCCUAAGAAAUAAAUCGUGCUGUGCAUAAGUUCCGCCAAAGAAGUUUCAUUUGAAUCGUAACACCAUAGGAUCUCGUUCAGAAGAUUCUAAAGUUUGAGGGCGGAAUUAUUACCAUGUAGGCUGGUUAAUAUAUUCUGUCUUGAUUGCUAAACAGACAGUAGCUAUUUUGAGUACAGCUAAAGUCGUAAAAGUAUGUAGAUCCCAGAUCGGCGUCUCGUUACCUUUUUUGAACUUCAUGGUAACAAAAAGUAAAGAAUUACGAAAGAAAAAGAAAAGCUGAAAUGACGGAUAUAAGUAAUCAUUGGAAUUGCCCAAAGGUUCAGUUGUCAUGCCGAAUGUCGAUUUUUUUUUCAUUGUGAUCUUCUCAAGAGUCCUCUUUAGCUUUAUAUAUACUAAAAGAACAAUAUUCACUGCUUUAAUUGUUGUUUAAUGACCUUUUGGCGGAUUUUAACGUGUUUCAACCACUUAAAUAAUUUGCCGCAAACAUUUUAACGUUAAUUAUUUUUUACACGUCAAGCUGUCAUACAGACUGCAUCUUAAUGACAAAGGGUUUUGAAAAUGAAGCUUCAUGAAAACUCGCCGUAUUAAGCGAACCCGUGUAAGCUGUCACCGCCCUUCUCUAAAGCGGUCUGCACAAGUUUUGCCAAAAUUAUGGCGGAAUUCAGUAUUGUGAACCUAAACGGGGCGACGUCUAUUAAGUGCUAACAUUGGAAUAAAUCUGUCGUCAAUUCGUCUCUUAACGGAUAGUUUUACUCGUCUAUAUUUUCUUCGUGAUUGUGUUUAGAACUGGUUGAAUCUGUAUUUUUAAUAAACUUUCAUCCUGCCACAGUCAUAUUAAACGAUCAGUUGGCCAUUACUCAAGGGUGGUCGAUUAAUACAGGUUGAACUUUACAAGCUGCAAUAUACGUUCGUAAUCAAAUUUUGAUACCGCCUAUAGAAUGCAUUUACAGCCAGCAGCCGCAAAAUGCGUUGGAAACUAACGCACUUGUAUAGUAAACUGUACUUAACUUCAUCCACUGAUGUACAUGGGGUACAUAAUUAAACGAAACUCUGGAAGGUCGUAUUUAAUGCAGCGAUGGGGUAUAUUCUUGAUAUACGCAUAUUUGAGGCAGAUUUACAAUUUCAAGAGCUGCCCAAGUAGCUGGCCAAUAAGUCCGCAGUCACUUCACUCAGUUCAAUAUUCAGUUACACUUAAAAAAGGAAAGGAAACAUUUCAAAGCGACCGUGAAUUUACUUUUUGCUUACUACAAACGAUACUUAUCAUGAUUAUAAAACCUUUUAAAUUCAUUGGAAUGGCAAAAUUACAAAAGAUACUGCAAAAGAUAAAAGUGCCUUUUUACAUAGAUUCGACGAUGUUUUGUAGCAGCCGCGUCAGUGAUUGCAGCUGCGGCCAUUUUGAUCUCCGCAAGGGGUUUAAGACCUGGGUCAACGGUGUGUUUGGAGAAUAUGAUUGAUUGGCAAUAUCUCUUACUAGAAUACCUAGAACAAAUUGGAAUUUUCCCGAAAAGUAAAUCUUGAGGUCUUCUUGUGCCUUAACGUUUAAUCAUGGUCACGUGGCAUGUCACGUGCCCAAAAAUUGAAAAUGAAGGACAUUGGUCAAUUGGAAUUGGUGGCGAAUUAUUUUGCUUUGUUUGGAUAAAUAAAUCAGCGUUUCUGAUAGAGGCUAGACAUACCUAAUGUUCUAACCUUAGAAUGAAUGUAAGUUUAAAAUUAAAGUUUUAAAUAAUUCAGUAUUAAAUUUGGGCAUUUAGAAUGAUGUUUACCCUCAUAUUUUUUUUGGAAGAGCAAUGGACGGUCGUUCCAAACGUGAAGUGUUAAAAAUAUUUAAUGUAUGAGAAAAAUGUUAUUGCUCGAUUUCUUGUCAAUUAUUUAAGAUUUUUUAUGCAAAAUGGUCACGUGACAUAUCACGUGACUUAUUAACACAAUAUUUAUAGUUCUCGCGGAGAGAGCGGCCGUUACUACCGGUUUGGUAUCCGUAGUUGCCUAGAACAAGCCUUAAACAAUUCCUAAAGACGCCAUUCAGCAUUUUUGCCCUUUGGCUUGUUUCCGUUUGUUCUCACUGCUGACCCUUUUUAGCUUCGCGAGAUUUUUGCGAUAACGUAUUUCUAGUUUAAAAUGUUAAGGACGAUGAGUUCUUAAUUUGCGUGUGCCAAAUUUUGAUUCAGCUCCAUAAUCUGUGCCGAAGAUAUAGUCAAUAAAUCAUUUCCAAGGGUAUACCUAUUAGACCCAAACCUUUCAAACUACUUGAGGAGUUAUCACAGUCCGUAGUCAGUUCCAGACCUCGCACUAGCUGCCCGCCAAUUAGCGAGUUUAACAAGACCUUUAUGAGCAAUGUGCGUCUAGCGGCGGUGGAUUUUUUGCAUUCUUGUCCAGUGGUUUUGCCAAAAGUUUUAUGGAAAAUCGUCUCUGUGAGAGAUAAGACACUUAGUAAUACAAAUUUGGCCGCGUCGAGGUUUAUUAAAGCAUUAGUUCAAAAUGACCACCACGAAGCAAAGCCUACACCCUACAGGCUACAUUUUAGUGUUUUCGCGUAAUUCUUGGCGAUAACAGACUGCAGUUCAGAAAACGGGAAAAGACGAAAGGCUUACUCGAAAGUAAUCUAAUUUCUUGUAGUGACGAAAAAUAAAUAGAUAUAACUUGAACGAGGUAAAUAAAUCAAUAAAUUAAUAAAUCAGAAAAGUAAAGAUGGCUUCGAACGCAUGCCCUAAAGAAACCUCUAAAGAACAGACGGAGCGUUCUUUUUCACAGAAGAUGACAGAUUUCGGGAGAGUUUUGAAAUGACACCUUUUUAAGUAUUUACUGUGCUACGCUGUUGUGAUAUUGGACAUCUACCUGAAAGCCAGUCUAAUGUGCUGAUGAAUUUGUUCACAGGAGAUAGUGUCGUUUAACUUACGAGAGGAACCCGUGAUAUUUGUGGGGCUAAAUCAUGAUUUCGUGCCAUACUCGCCACGAGACCCCAGUAGCCUAAAGGGAAACAUUGCUAAUCAUGGAGUAAAGCCCGAGGAACUUGCUGAGACAGAACUCAAUAUUAGAGAAGAGGUACAGUACGCUUUUAUUAACUAACAGCCCCCGGACUGACGGCUCGGAAAUUUUUUUUGAAGAUCUUGGAACAUGGCCUUCUCCGAAUCCCGGUUCUUGCAAGACAAGUUAUGCUUAGCAUCUUCAGAGAUAGCCCAGAAAAUCCAAGUUUUUGUAUGUCGAUGAAAUCAUUGUUUAAGAAUCUGAAAAGCUUCAAAAUAAUAAUAAAUCACUGCUUUGCUGGUAUAGAUGAUUUGCUUUUGCAUUUGCAAUGUUUCUUGUAUAGAGAGUUUUCACUCACUUGGCCAACAUCUAUGCAAAUUUAUUGGAACAAAAGGAAGCAUUUAUAUAUAAGAAAUUCAGCCGACGUUUCGUGACGCCACUACUGGUCCCCCGCACCACCUCGAAAAGACGUCUGAGAAACGACCUCAGAAAUUCCAUACUGAUGACGCGUCAUUACUCAAAUCUAGGUAGUGCUUCUGAUAGGCUGAAGCAAAUUUCCCACGCGGCAUGCCCAUUCAGAAGCACUACCCAUGCCAGAUCUGGGUAGUGACGCGUCAUCAGUAUGGAAUUUCUGCGCCCGUUUCUCAGACGUCAUUUCGAGGUGGUGAGGAGGACCAGUCGUGGCGUCACCAAACGUCAUUUCGCGGCGAAACCAGUGGUGACGUCGCCAAAUAUCGGCUGUUUUUUCAGGCUAAACACCAACACGUAAGACCUCCUUUACCUUGUUUUGUUAAACCAAUAUGGCCGCCGUUACGUCAUGUGUAAACGCCCUAUAUCAUUGACUUGAGCAUUACUGCUAUUAUACAUCUUAGAAUGUGACGUCAAUCAGAGUAAUGUCUAGUGAUCGUUUUUAUUCAUGUUGCAGAUAAUUAAGUUUUCCAUAGAGGAAGGUGGAAACUUUUAUUUUUAUAAUAACGUGGAAACGUUUGAGGAUGAACCUCACCUAUAUAAGGUUGCUUACGAAGAGGACCUGUGUGUACUGGAUGAGAUUUACAGUAGACAGAUAUUCCUGACUCCCUUUCUUAGGUGAGGUUGUUAUCUUUUCCUUAAACGUAUGUAUCCUUGAGAUUUAAAAAUAAAUUUACUCCUCGACGAAACAGUGUGAAACUUUUCUCGACGUUUCGACUCCCUCGUGUUGUUUUCCUCAAGAUGGCAACCUUAUUAGAUCACAUGACUGCGCUGGACACAUAACAGCAGACUGAGCACCUUGAAGCCUUGCACUUGUUGAUCGGAACAGAGCUCAUUUCUGUUCUACCUGCUCAGGUGGUUAGAAACGAAGAGAGGCGGUUGUCGGACAGGCUAAGCUUGUGGACUGUUUACCAGGACGCUUAGCCUGAACGAUCACAAGUAUGAUCGUAUCGGUUAGUGUAAUAAGGCAAAAAGGGACGAUGUUUUCCUUUGCUUGAAAUGCUAAAGAUAAUCCCCCAUAAUUUAAGAAGGAAUAUCUCUUAAAAGUAUGAUUUUAUCGCAGGUAUUCUCGAAUCCCAAUCACUGCUACAAAUGCACCCGAAGAGCAAGACUUCGAUCAGUUUAUCAGCGCCGUAAAAGAUAUUCCUCAGCUAUUCGACAGAAACUCCUCAGCUCCUUUGCCCGCCAUGGUGUUCAACUGUCACGUCGGUCAGGGUAGAACUACUACAGGAAUGGUGAUUGGCUGCUUAAUCAUGUGUCACAGGACUGGUUUUCCGGCAGAAUCGCAGUAAGUGAAACCCAGAUUUCAUAGACUUACGUGGCUGUAUCCUGUCUUCCGUCUUUGCAUGGAUUAUAAGUACAGGUAAUUAAGGUGGGCGUAAACUUGAUCAUAUCGUUUUUAGGAAAGGCCUGGAGGGGGGAAGUGCUGUACUCACAGGUUUUGUUGGAGUGGGGUGUGGCAUCUGUAACGGUAAUAUUGCCACCCUAAGCCAUUUCCAUUUCCAUAGGAGCGACAUGACCUAAGCCCAUAUAGAGUAUAUACAGUUUUACAGUACGGUGUGACUUGUUUUUUAUUUCACCGUUGUUAUUUUCAGCACAAUUCCGCUACCAGUCGAUGAAAACAAGCCAAACUUAGAAAGAGGAGAAUUUCGGCUCAUUCAGCAGCUUGUAAAGAACCUUCCUAAUGGAAGGCAGAUUAAACACGAGGUAUCAUAUCAGCAUUGCAUACGUUCAUAAUUACACUUAUUCUUAUUUCUUGUCCCAUUAACAAGAGAUUAUGUUUUUCUUAAAUCUUAACCCGUGCAAUAAAGAUUAGGGGAGAAAUUAAGAUAAUCAAGAGGGGUGUUAUCUUCCCAUUCUUCCAUCUCCGGGAAGGGAGGGUCGGGGGGGGGGGGUACUCUUACACUACAAAAACAGCAAUUAUAAAAGAAAAAAUAUAAAACAAUAAAAUACAUUUCUACAUUUAAAUUAUUCAUAAUUUUUUUUUUUUUUUUUUUUUAAAAAAUAAAAAGAGUUUUUUUUUUUUAAAAAAUAUUAACCAAAAAAAAAAAAAAAAGAAAAAAAAAAAAAAGAAUGAUGGUGUUUUUUUUCUCCCCCUCCUCCCGGGGGGGGGGGGGGGGGGGGGGGGGGGGGGGUACUCUAGAGGUGUGCCGCUGCAUUGGAUCCUAGAAACAUUGGCCUAUAGCAGACCAUGUUCACCUACAAUUUUGCCACCCUAUACUAGACGAAGUGCCACAUGUUACUGCCCCACCAAGACAAACUAUGAACAACAGGAAGUCCAAUUCAGAUUCUUUAUACUCACUGAUGAAAUUCCUAGACCAAAGUUCUCUGACUAUACUAGACUAAACGCCUUUGAUUUUAACUCCAUCCUUCCAUGAACAAAUACCCGAUUUAGCACAUGUAUGGUAUUGCUCCUCCCUAACCUGACCAAUGUUCCACCGCAGCUGAUCACUCCUUCUUCACUGAGUUUGCAUUCUCCGCAAACAUCACUACAGUGUUCAGCAAUGUAACCUUUUUCUUGCUUACGUCAUGUUUUGCUUUGUUUUAAUAAAAGGUGGACUCUGUGAUUGACAUUUGUUCUGAAGUCAUGAACCUGCGGUCUGUUAGUUACGAAUGUAAAAAGAAACUAGAAGAAAUAAAGGAUGAUUACAAGAUUGAGGUACGGUUAAAUGUUAAACGACAUAUUUGAUUAAAUAUAAUGGUUAAUAGAAAAACGGCUUGUAUGAAUGAUUGCCUUGAAUGCAAAGAGACAAAGCCCUUGAGACCAAAAUUAUCUCCUUGACCAAGAUUAUCUCUUAUCUUGACUAAUCAGAACAGACGUGGAUAAUGUAGGCAACUAGUCAGCGAUAUGUGGAGAUGUCACCGGUGCGAAAGGCUGGAAACGGCUUUGGUUUUACUUCAGAUUGGUUGCCAAUUCACCAGUGGGCCGGUAAUUUUUAUUUUCAGGAAGUAGAAAUCAGUACAAAAUCUUAGCCAUCACUAAUAGGACCCGGAAAAAGCCCUAUUUAACACGUACGCAUAUACUUCCGUCGGAGUGAUUUUCUUCAUAUAAAUUAUCUUGUGAUUCUGUUAAUAUGUACUUUUCAGGGCCAGAGCGCGUGUGAAUACUGGUUGAAGAGAGGAUUGAGCGCCCUGGAACGUUAUUUCUUUCUGAUUCUCUUCAAUGCGUAUCUACAUGAACAGGUAAGAGCUAAGGAAUACAAAGAAAAUUUUACAAAAACCACAUCAAAUAAAGCCCGUGUAGCAGGCACUCGGAAGUUAUGGGUGUGAAAGAGAACGGGGCGCGCAGCAGAGGCAAGCACCUGCUCCGCAGGCCAAAUCAGAUACCGGUAGAGAGAAAACAGGAAAUACCUGCCAGGGGAGGAUGGAACUUUUUUACGAUAGGGGUGUACCGGUAGAACCUUGCAUUCGCCUAUGCUGGCUUGUUCAAAAAAAGUCCUCGUGGACGUAAACAAGCCAACCUACGUACUUAAUCAACGGUAGACUACCAACGGCACUUUUAUGAUCAAUAUUCAAUACUUUCCCUCUCCAGUUCCCGCUCAUGUUUUCACAAACGUUUCGGAAGUGGAUGCAGCGGAGACCUUGGUUGUACCGAAUGCUGAGUCAUAUCGACGUCAUGGAAAGAGGAGUGACGUCAGAGUUUAUGUCCAAAUAUCAGAAUCCCACUUUCUUGGUGAUUAUUGAUUCUUAAUCUUUGUUAGAAGCAAAACAAGGUAUCUUUGCUGGCAUCGAGUAAUCUAUCAACCUAUCGACUGUAUUAGUGUAUGAUUUCAUCGAUACGGACUUAACCGGUAUAAUGAAGAGAAUUACAAAGUGCGUAGGUUAUUAAGUAGCCAAAGUAGGUAGUAUGGGCAACAGAGCAUGUUCUGUGAAACAUUCGUUGUUUGCAAUGGAUCACGUGAUUUCUGAAGGUGAUUUCACCCCACACCAUUUAAUAGGGGCCAUUUCUGAGUUCUCAGGCCUCUGUAUCAAAACAAGGUUAAGUGCUCAGCCUUUGAUACGGAAAUGGUUUUAAUUUUCAUUCUCGUGCAAGUAAAACUCAUUUCCACAAGAAAGAUUGUACACUUGGCCUCAUUUUGAAAGUGAGGGUUUUUGGAACUCAGAAUGGCCUAUUUGUUUAAAUCAGAAAAUAAAGCUCUCUAUAUUGCAGUGUGGAAAAUAGUAUCACUUGCUUUUAAUCUCUUGCUACAGAAUUAUGUUUUGCUCACUAGCUAAUCUAGUCAUGGUUUCUUCAAUAGCGAAAGUUUCCUCGUCUAUUUAUUAUCGGUAUUCAUGAUCAAUCCUUUCAGAGCCCCGGUCAUUUAUUUCUAAAUCCGUUAGUAGGAAAAUGACUUUUUUUGUGUCUCUAAGAGUCGUUCUUUCUGCCCGGUUUUAACCAUCCUUUUUUUUUCUUCGUAGGUUGCUGAUGAGCAAAUUAGUCUCGAUGUCUUAAGUACGAGGCGGGAAUUUGAGGUACAAAUUAAAGCGUAAGCGAAACUUAACUGACUUAGCGAGUGACGUGGCCAUCUCUUUAACGAUCCUAAGGGUGACCAACAUGAAUUUUCUCCUUGGAAUUCUAAUGCAUAAUCAAGAGAAAAGGUUAUGAGAAUUUAGAAAAUGCUGCUCUUUGGUCUUUCAUCAGACGGGAAUGUAUGGAAAACUUGCUUGUGGCUAUUGGGGUUUAAAGGGAUUAUGACCAUGAAUCGUAGAGGGUAACUUAUAGUCUAGUUGUUUUGCAUUAUACUCGUUACUUUUACAAUUGCUUUUACCAGGGAUAUAAUGCAACCAGUUCGUCUGGUGUGAGUUUAAGUAAACCGCUUCUGCUGAAAUCUGUCUGUUUUUUUUUCCCGCUGAACUAAGCAAAGAACUUUAAAGGGGAAAAAAUCCGGUUUUGGUACACUAUAAUUCCAUAACUUGGAUGAUAUUUCCAAAUGCCUGUUGAAGCCUGAUUUACUAUUCAACGCCUGUAUAUUUUCGUUUAGGUUUCAAAUUUUCGCAACGUUCCUGGAUUUCCGGUGUAUGGCAUGUGCCAACCUUCAAGACAGGUGCGACAACCUUAGAAUUUGUGAUUCUGUUGUUGUUUUUUUAAUGUGUGGUAAUUCAUUCUCCUUAUCAACAGUAUUCUGGGCACAGUCGAUUCUCUCUUAACAGACUUGCCCCUUUAUAAGAACAUCACCUCCGUAAAACGGACACCUAGACCUAGUACCUGCCUUUAUCGGCCCCCUGCUUUAUUUGACUGUCUAUAAGACGGACAUCAUUAAUAGUGGCUUAAUAGUGUCGCUCCCAAAGCUAUCCGUCUUGAAGAGAGUUCAUGACUCUACAACCCAACGUUGGAAAGUUCUUGGACUUUUUUGACUAUUUUACUGUUCGUUCCGUUUGCACAGGGUCUAAAUCGUGUUGUAAGCUUUCUUCUCGGAGCAAAAUGCCUUCACCCUAAGGUUGUUCUCUUUAACGUGAGAGAAGACCUCGCAGUAGACUGUGAUGGGAACACAUUAAGUCCAAGAGAGGUAAGCUCGCAAUAGAAAUACUGAAGCUGGCAAGAUUAUUAAAAAGCCGCUUAUAAACAACCUAAUUAUAUAAAUAUUUUCUAGGGUUCUUGUAUAUUGGGUAUCUACUAAGAAUGUUGGUUUUCUUGGGUCUAACCGGCUUUUUAGAUAAAGGCUCACAUUUUUAGUUACUUUCCUGAUUUCCAACACAUGUCUAGCCUCAAAUAACUGAUAUAAUAAGGGACAAUAUCCCCAAUUUUAAGCCGAACAGUUAUUUGUUUCUUAUACGCGGGUUUUUCUUUACUGUCGGUGUCAUGAUCGCACUUGGGCGGGUUGGUUGAUUUCAACGUAUUCCUUUUUGUACUGUUAUAGCUUGCUGCAGGAAUAUGGAAAAAUUUGAAAUUGUUUCAUGGAGCUUUUGGAAGAAUAGCAAAAUUCCUUGGCCAUUUAUAACUUUGUUAACUUGACAAAUUGUGUUUUAGUCCUCGUACGGAUUAAGUUCACUCGGGAGAUCAUGCUCAACCUACUUAAAUAUGAAAUGACUCGUGGGUUCAAACCUUUCCCAGUUUCAUAAUUAUAGACUUUAUAAUUUCAUUUGUUAAAUUCACAUCGUGUUUUGUUUCAAUUUAAGCUUUCCCACCUUUGCGAUCACAUGCCUUACAGAGGAUUGGACACUUCUGGAAUUGAGGUACAUCAAUGAUUUUAAAUACUCCUGAAAAACCUGUUUUUACAGCACUAUCUUAAUUGGCAAUUUGUUACUUUUCUACGCACUGCUAAAAAUUGUGCAUUAUUUUAAAAUUUCAGCAAAAGGAAAAUGAGUUAAGAUCAGACUUACUGAAAAAAGGGAAGAAGCGUCCUGUUCAGGUAGAAUCGUAGUUAUCUUUCUAUAUUUUAUUCUCUCUGACAAAGGAUAUAGACUGUUGUCAUGGCAACGAAUCUCGACCCAGCCUCCUCCGGCGGCAAUGAAAACGCCUAGCUGAAAAAAAUGAAUUUGCAUCCUUUCAAACUUUAUCGCGUCUAUUUCGAGCCGCUCAAUUUGUCAAACGUGCGCGACUAUUCCUGGAGUUGAAUUCUUAUGGACUUUAUCCAUGUUGAAAAAGAGGAAAGAAAAUUUGUCGUCGUAUGUUCACGUUCUCCAUAAAGAGUCGCGUAAGGAGGUUUUACAUCGUAGUCGUGCAAAGUCGAUGUAAAAGAAAUGUACUAACGUAUGAUGCAAGAGCAGAGCAACCUCGUUCCCAGGGUUCUCUCUCUCUCUCUUCCCUAGAGAAAGUACCCUGGUUGCGGCUGGUCACGUGAAAAUGUGUGUCAAUGAAUUUCGCAGAGGGGGUAGGCCCUCCACUAAAUUUUUUCGACUGGACGAUGAUUCAGAAAUACUAUAUGGGGUAGGGAGAAAAUUUUUGCUUCAAAAUAUCGCUUGAGUUUUUGAGUUGCGUGCAAACUACAUUGCUUUCGGCUAGUUACGAUAACAUUAUUUUGAAAACAGAACAGAUUAUUUGUUCAGAGAAUUUGCACUUGAAAAAAUAUUUGCGCACCGUUCUGCCAGCAGGAUACAGAAAAUCUGUCUUGAUUUGCACGUGCAAAGUUAGCUUUUUGUAAAUUUGCAUACUCCGCGUGUGCAGUUCAUGAAAAGGAAAAGAUAAUUCAAAAGUAAGGUUUAAAUGAAACACCACCCAGACGGCAGUUUGAAGAUUGUAAUGGUAUUUUCCACUUUAGUUAAUUUAUCGGCUGGUGAACAAUAUACCAAGUAAAUAGCAUACCUCGCUCCCAGGGUUCUCUCUCUUGCAUUACGCAAUACUAUUUUUUCGAAUUUUUUCGAGCGUUGUUGACAUUUCAAGUUCCUCUCGGACCCCGACAGAGUUCCCCUCCCUUAUUUUUGCAGGCUCUCAAAUUUUGGGGGCCACGUGACCAGCCGCAACCGGGGUUCUUUCUCAAAGCAAGAGAGAGGACACUGGGAACGAGGUUGCGAGCAGAGUUGCGUCUAUUAAUUUAGCUCAUGGGUCGUGAAAAAUUUGCAAUUUUGUCCCCGAAGCCUCAGAAUCAUGUUUGAUUUUUGAUUAAUCCAACUUUGGCUUUCAAACUGACCAGGAUAGUGCAGUCGAUUACUAGAGGGUCUCAAUGGGGUGGUGGCAUUUACGGUUAUCGGCUAAAAUUUUGGCUCUUUUACGGCUAUCGGUUAAUUUUUUUCAGUUACGGUUAACAAAAAAGUUAAAUAUUAACUUCUUUUGUUUCAAAAAGUUAAAUAUUAAUUAGCCCGUAUUUUUUGUAUCUUUAAAGCAAAAUAGAGGUCUUCGUAAUCUUCGUGAGAAAAGCAAAGCACUCACGCGAACGCCCAACUUAAGGCUGGGGCACGACAUUCAUUACAACAGAAAUGGCCGUUUUCACACUAGAGACGGAUUAUUCGUGUGAGACGGGUUAUCCGUUUGAUGAUUCGCGUCAGAUAAGUAAUACGUCUUAAUUUGAAAAUGGAAUAGUUUCAAUUUUGAAUAAAUAAUCCGCCUGACUUUAUCCCUCAAUUUCGACGGACAGUUUGAAGAUGGAUUAUCCGUUCCAGAUGGCCUGUGUACGGCCGCCCACUCCCCUCAAAAAAAAUCGGAGAAGAGGUGUCUGUCGGGAAGAGGGCGACCGUAUACAGGCUAGUCUCAGACUGAUAAUCUCCAGCUCUAGUGUGAAAACGGCCAGUAACAAAAUUCCCGUGUCCAGUGUUUUUAAUGAUAGCGAAGGACUGUACUGAACGACUGUCAGCCGUUGCCUUGUCCAUAAGCCUCAUUGUUUCGCACGGCUAAUGCGUUUCGGGUAACGUGGUCCGAGCGAGUUCGCCACCGAAAUGCCUUGAUCGAGAUGGCGUGGGAAGACGCCAUACAGGGACUAGUCAUGGCAAUGUCUACCGUAGCGUCAGAGAAAAAUAGGGAAAUGUUGUUUAUCGGCAAAGUGUUUUACAGACAGUGACAUCUCUGCGUGCUGUUUCACUAGUGUUUCGAGGACACGACCUUCUGAAAAUCGCAAAUAUUAAUUCCCAGCAAGAAGCCAGACUUUCGCUAUGGAAAAAAUUAUUUUCCUGAAAGAGCGGCGGGAGUGGAGCCUAGGUCUUGGUCAACACCUAAAAGGUGCUUGGCCUAACGUGCGUACAGAGUCAGAGUAGCUGGGAAAUAAAAAAACGCAACUAUAAGUGUCAUAAGUGAGCUUAGUAUCUUCCUUAAAAGUAGCAAAUCUAGGGAACAAUUUCUUUUACGGUUAACUCUUUUUUACCCUAUUUACGGCUAACGGUUAAAAUUUUUCAAUUUUUACGGCUAUCGACUAAAUUUUUAGCCGUUUUACGCCUAUCGGUUAACCCCAUUGAGACCCUCUUACUAGUAUACUGUGCCUGACCCACUAUCAGGAGACAUUUACUUAUAACUGGACUUUGACGACUCUGAAUUUUUCUUAGAAAGCGCGGGGCUAUAGGAAUUCAGUGUUUUAGUUUUUAACUUUAAGAGUUUGUUAUCCUCGUUUAGGUGUAUUUGGAUAUCAACUCACAGCCGGAGGAGCGGGAUUUCAACAGUGUUUUGACUUUGCGAGAAUCAGCGGAGCUGUGCAUAUCAAAGCAUCCACAAACAACGUACUUUAGGUUGCCGCUACCAGAAGAUAAGGCACCUGAGGAAAAGGUAAAAUCAACGCCUCCGGGGGUUACUCCUAGGAAUUCUUGGCGGGGGUGUGCCGCCCGGUUCUCUAAAUCCUCACCCUAUUUCAGACCAAAAAAUCACACCCGUUUUCAGACCUGGCCUAUAAAAAAUUAAUUUUGUCAUCAUUUCUUAGAUUUGAACGAUUUCGAGUUCGCAUAUUUCUCAUUCUGUCUUACUCAAAUACGUUCAUACAGACUUAUAGUUCUAUACCCGUUUUCAGACAAAAAAGGCCCAAAAACCAUAUCCCUUGGUGCAGCACAUAUCUAUAUGGCUCUAUGUAUGGCCAGGCUCUUGGUAUGGCUUAUAUAAUGGAGUCUUCCCCGGGAAGUAGCGCUGUGCGGGCGAAGGAAUUUCUCUAUCCUGUGCAGAAAUAGACUUGAAAUCUCACUCUCCGUUUUCAGCCUCGCUUUAGACCUUCUGUUUUACUCUUCGCACGUACUUGACUACUCAACAAGGACUGUUUUGCAGUCUGGUGCAGAGGCAAUAUUAGUGACCAAGUAGAUGCUCCAUAAUAUUAAAUAAGGCCAACUUACAGACACCGGUGGAGACUAACAUCACUAUUUUUGCAAAGUAUGUUGUUGGUUAUUUAGUGUCUUCUUUGGUAGGGCAAACUGAAAAAUGUUUGGGGUAAACACCAACGGAUUAAAGUCACCGCCCAGGGAGGCAAAACUCUGAGCUGGGACCGUGAACUUCUUCGUUUACAACUAGUCGAAACUAGGCAGCACACUUGAAUGAUCUUACCAUUUGAGCUCUAGCCAUGCCUUCUGCUAUAAGUGUGUUCCUUAAUAACCGUGAGCAAAGCUUUCUCGAGCUGAAAGAAGUUCAUAACUAAGCAAACAUAGCCUAAAGAUCGUGUCAGAAAAUUUUACGCUUGUGCGGACGUCACAGAGAGCCCAUAGUUAUGACGCACACACAUGGCAACCAAGGUUGAAAAUACUUCCUCCAUGACCUUAAUUUUCACUUAAUACAGUAUACAGUCGAACCUCCUAUAAGCGACUACCUAUCCGAAACACCGAAAUUAAUUCUCCCAGUCAAAGACUUAGUUAUAGUUGAACCCCUCGUAAACUACCACCUCUCGUAAGCGACUGUAACCAAUUUUUAGGAUGACGGUUUUAGGAUUGUCCCUUGUUUCUAUCCUUUUCUAAGCGAUAACCUGGGACAAUGGUUUGAUUUUGUGUUUACUGUAUAUAGUACGGUACUCAGAGUGUGAAAAGAAGUGUUAGAAAGCAAAAAAGGAUUCACAGGUAUUGUAACCUAAAAGUUGCAUGAAUACUUUCUCUGCAAAAAGUAGAUGUGUCCGGACUCCUGCAGUUCGACGGUCGUAAGCGAUUACCUCCUGUAAGCAACCACGUACUCUGUCUAACCAUUUUGGUGGUCGCUUAUACUAGAGGUUCGAGUGUAUUUUGUUUGCUUUUAACAGAUUUUUUCCCGAACUGGACUUCCUAUUUUCCUUUAGUUAGAUCAUUGCUACCUCUUAGAGCUAAGAUAUCCUGAAACCAAUUCCAUGAGGGAUUCUAUUCGAGUAAUCGUCUUUCUUUCUUUCUCAGUUAUCUGAUCAAGACAUUUUCUUUGCAGGAUUUUGAUCGCAUAUUGUUGAUCCUUAACAACCUACAUGAGAUUUACACCGAUGAAGACGGACCUGCCUUGGUGUUUAACUGCGAACAGGGUAAAGGUCGAACAACCACAGGAAUGGCAAUAGCGGCACUUAUAUACUGCAACAAAAAGGUAAAUGAUACCGUCUCCUUUUCAGGCACUUCGUAUUUCGCAUAGAGACGUGCGCGGAACGCGAGUGACUAGUGACGAAGCGCAAUGGACCAUGGGAAUGAGAAAGGAGAGAGACGUCUGGGUGCGAGGCGUUUUGUUUCAUGAGUCUUUUAUUCCAUAUGGGACUCCUGGCGAAUUUUAUUGUCCUGUCUGUUUUCUUGUCUCAGUUUACACUGGAAACGGUGAAGAGGCGAUCGUAGGUUUUAUGUAAACUCAAACAGCCCGCUGUUUCAGGCGUUCAGUUAGAAGAGAGUGGUGCGACUAUGAAAAGAAGAUCGAAAAAAAAAAAGCGCUAGGAAAGGAGAGAAAGCGUCCCCAUUCCUUGGAACAGACUAAAACUUUGAGAGCUCUAGCCUGCGAGCAAGUGGGGAUAGCGAGAUAUGUCCUACCUUAUCUAAUCCGCCAAACGCUGGCCUGGACGUAGGGCAAUACUGGACGAUUUCAAGUUCGAUUUAAAGAAAUGAAAAUGUUAGUUUGUGUACCAGAUAUUCCAGUAAGAUGAAUUUGUCAUAGCUUUCUCUGAUCCGAGAGAGAUUUUUUUGUAGUGAGAAAGUAUUCGUGUUGUAGACUGUUGUGUCUGUGAAAAUUGCUUGACCUUCAUAUUUAUUACCUUCAUUUCAAUCUUUUAGGGGUUUCCCGUUGGCACUAGAGUAGAUGAACAAGAUCCAGCUUGUGUCCCGAACGCAAAGUAUACCCUGGGAGAAUUUGCUGUAAGUGUUGCGUGUUAAAUAAUGGUCUAUAGUUAUAAAAGGGUACCAUAAACCUCUGAUGUACAGUUUCUAACCUUAUUCAUUUAGAAAACUGGAAACAUUUUAAACUGUAUUUGCAUACUUUAAGCGCAUGGAUUUAUGGAAGGGUGGAAUAUAAAACUAGAGAAGAUUACCAUACGACAUGUUAGGCAGGGUAGCACAUUGAAGAGUUAUCUUUAAGAAAUCGAAGAGAAAAAAUGGUAGUUAACAACAACAAACGUCAAACGCGUAACCUAUUGGUUGUAGUUAUCUCUUGUAGUCUGUGAUGUCAGUGGAAUUUUCUAAAUGGGUGACCAUUUAUAGACAAAGAAAACCAGUCUUAAUAGAUCGAUUUUGGUUGAACGUAUGCUUUGUUUCCCGUAUGUAGCUCAACACGUUCUUAGGGAAUUUUGUCCUUUGUCUUUUCAUAAAAAAAACAUUUUUUAUUUUUUGUUUCAUUUUUUGUUUUUUCUUUCUUCGUGAACAAGAAGAUAUUUGAAAGAAAUAUUUCGAUAUAUAUAGGUAACCUUGGGUACAGACGCCCCCUCCCCUAAAAAGCAGUCGGGGAGAGACGAUUGUGUCUCUGUUCCUCUUUUUUUAUUGCGAGGUCAAUAGGCCAUUUGCACCAUGGAGUCACUUUUCUACGAAGACCAGAAUCCUAUUCGUUUCUCCUUUCAUAAUGUAAAUUUGGUUAUCCCAGCCAGGUUUAAAGAACAAAAGUCCUAAUUUGAACAAGAAAAAAAAAUGAAGGAUUCUGGUCAUAGUAGUAAAAUGACGUCAUCUUGCAAAUGCCUAUUCAGGCUAAAAUUAAAAACAACCGAGCUCGUUCCCAGCCCGGUCUAUCUACUUCCAGGGCUCUGUCCCUCCAGGGAGAAGAAAAAAGCCUGGAAACGAAGUUGAAUCAUAGAAAAGUUGAAAAAAGCUUAAGAGGUUAGGCUGCUGACCUCAGCAGAGGCGAAAAAUGUUUUUUUUGCUAAUAUUUCUUCAGGUUAUUCGUCACCUCAAACGGGUUUUGCCAAGUGGUCCUCAAAGGAAACGAGAGGUUGAUUAUGUUCUGGACAGAAUCUCAGAAACCAUGACACCGAUGCAUUACCAUCCGAGAGAAGUAAUCUUCUCCACUUUUAACUUGGUGAGUGAAUAAAGCUUUUCAUAUAACCCUUUAGUCAUUGUCGGGGAGGCUCGGCUCCGAGGUCCAACCUCUUACCCUUUUUGACAGUAAAGGUACUUCCUUCGUAUACCGCUUCUACUGACAAAUGGUACCCCUUUCACAUACCUAGUUUAGAACAAUGCAUCUCUUUUAACUUCUGUAAAUGACCUGCCUUUUUAAUAUGCGUUAUGGUCAACUUUUUGUCUUGUUUUUCUGCGUAAUUAUUAUGUAAACAGUAACGGAGCAGCACUUGCUCAACCAUCCCUGAUAGAUAGCGUCCUAUGCCACCUGCCCACGUCGGAUCUUUCUGUACCUAUUUUUUUGUGAUUCUUUCACCUUUUCUUCCUAUUACACUGCUGAAUUAUAGUUGUUUUUUUGUUUUAACAGUACCGGAGCAGUUGUUGCGCAAGCCGUGAAAAGUGUCUUGAGCUACGUAAAAGAAGCCUGUACUAUUUGGAAAGAUAUUUUUACCUUAUCCUGUUUAACACUUAUCUUCACAUGGAGAGGAGAACAAAAUGGCAGCGAUCUUUUAGCCAGUGGAUGAUGGAAGUUGCAACAGCAGCUGGUGUUUACGAAAUUCUCGACAAUUUUGGUUUCCACGAUUUUGAAAAGACCGAGGAGCGACUGCGCGCGCUGCGAUGGAGAUGGCGGGAAGGUUACAAAGGGAACUCGACAAAUUGAAACCGUUCUGAAGGGGGUAGGGGGGAGGGGGGAGGGAGAGCUAGGGGAGGGGGAGGGGGAAUAAUAGACCUUAUUCACGAUACCCGCCAUCUUUGCACGCGGUUUAGGAUUAAUGGGGUAAAAGCAAUGUCACGUUUUAUUUCCGGGGGGGGGGGGGAGAAAAAUUUUGGCAUUGGGAGUAAUCGGGGUCGGGUUUGUUUUUUCUUUCAAAACGAAACGACAAUUAAAAGACUUCGAAAAUAAAAAGUUCAUGUUUCGGCAACUUUUCUUCAAUCAUUUCUUCCUUGGAGUACAGUAGAAGAAACUAAGAGGAUGUGGGGAGAGGAGGGAGAGAAGUUAGAAAAGGGUGGGUAAGGCAUAUAGGAGAAAGAAUGCAUAUCCCCGUUUCGCCCUUUUUUUAACGGUGUGAAGUGUAGGUUAUGAACUAAAGUGAGAUGAGUAUAUAAAGGGGGGGGGGGGGGGGAGAUAAAUUUUGGCAUUAGGAGUAAUCGCGGUCGAGUUUGUUUAUUCUAUCAAAACGAAGCGACGAUUAAAAGACUUCGAAAAUGAACAGUUCGAGUUUCGGCAAGUUUUACUUCAUCAUUGCUUCCUCUGAGGACAUCUAAGGUCGCUAUUGCAUCCAAAAAGGUGACAGUGAAUGACACUGACGGAAAAACUUAACUUAGGGUCAUAGUCCCUGAGGGGCGGAGAACGCGAAUUUUGUCUUUACAUCUCUUCUAAAAAAUUAAUAGUCUAGGAAGAAAAAUGAAAAGAAAUCUGCAGUCCUAGAUUUGACAUGUUUUUGAAAAGUAAAUGAUGUAAAAUAAAAAGAUAACAUUAUCGUAAUUAGUACAAUAUUAAAGAAAACUAAAAUAUUGACUUAGUCAUUUAGUCCCUUAAGUGUAAGAUACAUUAUAAAUAUAGUGCAACUAAAAAAACUAUUAUUGUAAUUGUAAAAUAGCGGUAUUUAAUUUAUUGAAGCGGAUUUAAGACAUCAAUUAGAACUGACGACCUGGCAUAGAUUUUUAAAUGCCUCGGUCCUGAUGGAAUGGAAUACAUGUGUAUUGACGGGAAAGGAGAAUAUUCUAAACACUGUCGUUGUAUUUCAGUUAGGGGCACAGAAGGGGUUAAAUCUCUGACUUAAAAUAUCAGAGUAACGAAUCAAAGUCAACCUCCCCUAAGAAACCACAAAAUCUUCAUGGUCUCUUACGGGGAUUUCUAAGUCGCCCCUUGUAAGGAAAACCAAAACAGUCUUGGAAUCUGGAUUUCAGGCCGUGGAUUCCUCAUUCCAGUUUUCACAAGUAAAAAUCUCUCGGAUUCCGGAAUCCGGAAUCCCUCCCUUGGAGGGAUCCAAGCCACGAGGGAUUCCAUGAUUUACUGAUCAGCAAAACGUUUCUCAGGGAAUCGCGGGAGAUGGGGCAGCAUUUGGCUAGUUAUGUGCGAUCCAAGAACUUCCUGUGUAAGAAAGUUAGGCGCUAACUUUUUAUUCGGAUGGAAGAUUUUGGUAAAGAGUUUUUUGGGACUGACGAAAGUGGUUAUCAUGAAAGUUCAUACAGUGGGACACUUCUAUUCAUGGGACACCUCCAUUCAGGGGACAGAAAAUUUGGCCCCGGAAAAAAUGUUCAUAUAUAUAACCUUUGUAUUUGUUAACUCUAUAUUGACGGGACACCUCUAUUCAGGAGAAAGGGACUCUUUUUCUGGGUCCCGAAAGCCAGUGUUAACUUUCUUUCGGGGGACACCUUAGUACUCCAACCGUGUCUGACCACAAAAAGGGUUGAUAAGUUUCAUUGUUCUUUAGUCAAAAUGGCUACAGUUUUCAAAACAUGAAAUAUCUCACUAAAAUCGACGUACUAAACUUGUGGUUUCAGGAGUUAAAUAAUGAUUGUUUUAUGUAUUUAUAUUGUUUAGCUGCUUGAAUGAUUACAGCAGAUUCCUAUGCAGAAUAAAAGAAAAAUAUUUUA
Molecule: messenger RNA, 24825 nt
Organism: Porites evermanni
Lineage: Eukaryota; Metazoa; Cnidaria; Anthozoa; Scleractinia; Poritidae
Source: the annotation of a GenBank genome assembly